This is a messenger RNA of Wasmannia auropunctata (little fire ant), 1253 nucleotides long. RefSeq names its product 4-coumarate--CoA ligase 1-like. The transcript has 5 exons. NCBI's taxonomy places the organism in Eukaryota, Metazoa, Arthropoda, Insecta, Hymenoptera, Formicidae. The record is from RefSeq and is a predicted model, not a curated record. The annotation marks the transcript as partial. Gene Ontology annotation, biological process: long-chain fatty acid metabolic process; fatty-acyl-CoA biosynthetic process. Gene Ontology annotation, molecular function: long-chain fatty acid-CoA ligase activity.
GAAGUUGGCCUUAUUGUUCUUUCUUCAGGUACUACAGGCAUGCCAAAGGCUACUGAAAUUUCGCACACUUCUAUACACAAUCGCAUGCUUCCUGUAAAAGUUGCCCAAAUGAAAGGUCACGUUUGCAUGUUUACACCGACAUUACGUUGGCAUUACGGUGUUACGCUUGCAUUUAAGACCAUUUUGGCAUGUUCAACCAGAAUUGUUGCACCAGACUGUGAUGGAAUUGUUGCACCAGACGGUGUGACAGACGAUAAUGAGUGUGAUAUGUACUGCAAAUUUAUCGAGAAAUAUCGAGUAACGUGGUUUGGCAUUGAUCCAUUCAUUCUAGUCCAAAUGAUUAAGACGGAUAUAUUAGAAAAAUUUCGAUUGUCGUCAUUGAAGGUUAUUAUUACAAGCGGUUCUAUUUUCCAAAACCAACAUCAAGAAACAUUGAGAAAAAAAUUACCACAUGUUCUCAUUAAUAAUGCUUAUGGAUCUACCGAUUCAGGAGGUGAUCUUAGUGGCCAAAAUAAGCACAGUAAACCGGGAUCUGUUGGUUUUCCUGCACCUAAUGUUCAAAUAAAAAUAACGGAUACAGAAACCGAAGAAGUUUUAGGGGUUAAUAAAGUUGGAGAAAUACGUAUUAAAGUACCUUUUGUAAUGAACGGCUACUAUAAGAAUCCUGAAGCAACCAAAAAAGCUUUCGAUUCCGACGGAUGGUUACGCAGUGGAGAUUUGGGAUAUUAUGACGAUGACGGAGAAAUCUUCAUCGUUGGUAGAUUAUCUGAUUUCAUUCUUUACAGAUCAAUCAAUGUCUCACCCGCGGAAAUCGAAACUGUUUUACAGACUCAUCCCAAGGUAUUCCAAGCAGCGGUAAUAGGAGUGCCUCAUGAAAUCGAUGAACAGCGUCCAAUGGCUAUCGUAUCUGUAGUGCCAGGUGAAACGGUAACAGAAAAAGAGCUAAUCAGUUUAGUGGAAAAAACUCUGCCAGAUCACUGCAGACUUCGGGCUGGUGUCAAAUUCAUAGAUGAACUUCCACACACAAUUACCGGCAAAAUCGCGAAGAAACAAUUGCAAAAUAUGUUUGCGAAUUAAAUUACGCUGAAUUACAUAUGUACAUUGCUGUAUACAUUAGAAAAACACCGUACAUUCAAUCACAAAGUAAAUCUUUUUACCGAAAAUUUUUUAAAAAAUUUAAAAUAAUCUGAAUACGCAUAAAAUACAGAUAGGAAAACCAUGCAAAUUAUUAAUAAAAUUUUAGGCAUAUAAAA